This is a messenger RNA of Chenopodium quinoa (quinoa), 2457 nucleotides long. RefSeq names its product protein FAR1-RELATED SEQUENCE 6-like. The transcript has 6 exons. The coding region runs from base 1 to 2457 and encodes 818 amino acids. Gene Ontology annotation, molecular function: zinc ion binding. The record is from RefSeq and is a predicted model, not a curated record. Gene Ontology annotation, biological process: regulation of DNA-templated transcription. Lineage: Eukaryota; Viridiplantae; Streptophyta; Magnoliopsida; Caryophyllales; Amaranthaceae.
AUGCAGACUAUAGAGACAGUAGUUUCAACUAAUAGGAGGAGUCCUGGUCCUGUUGUUGAAACCCCUAAAGUUGGCAUGGUUUUUAGAAGAUGGGAGGAUAUAGAGAUUUAUUACAAAAAGUAUGGGGAGCAGGAGGGGUUUGGGGUUACGAGGGUGCAAGGAACGAAAUCUAAAGUUACCAAUGAGCGUAAGUGCAUGACAUGGAAGUGUGAGUGUUGGGGUGCCCCUAACAUGAGGGCUCAAAGGGAGGCGAAGAAGAGGGCAAAGGCGAUGGAUGUUGGUGGGUGUGGAGGUAAUGUUAAUGGAGUCAUAGGAGUGCAAGAGCAUGCCCAAGGCAAGAGAAAGUCCAAAAAAUGUUACUGCCCUGUUAAGAUAUAUGCCGGGGUUAAUGAACAUGAGGAGUGGGAGUUAAGGAAGGUUUGUAAUGAGCACAAUCAUGACCAAAAUCCCAGUGAUGCAGUCUUAGUUAAAGAAUAUAGGAUGAAGAACUACACCUCAAAUGAGGUCUUGCCUUCUUUGAAAUAUAUGGAACAUGAGGUUUAUAAAGCUAGGAGACUGAAAAUGGAGGAUGGUGAUGCAACAGCCAUGAUGGCUUAUUUUGACCGGAUGCAAGCGGACAAUCAGAAUUUUUUCCAUUGUCACCGAUUAGACACACAUGGUCGGUUGAAGGAUGUGUUAUGGGUGGAUGCCAGGAGUCGGGCUGCAUAUGAGUAUUUUGGGGAUUUAGUAUGCUUUGAUGCUACCUAUUUAACUAAUCGAUAUGAACUUCCAUUUGCAAAUUUCGUGGGUGUGAAUCAUCACGGGCAGUCCAUCCUAUUGGGUUGUGCACUAGUUUCACGAGAAGAUGCUGAAACAUACACAUGGGUUUUUCGACAGUGGCUUGCUUCCUUGGGCAACAGACCUCCUUUAGCUAUUCUGACUGAUCAAGCAGCAUCCAUGAGGAAGGCCUUGGUACAAACAAUGCCCAGCUCCAGGCAUCGCUGGUGUAUAUGGCAUAUUGUCAGGAAGUUUGGUGACAAACUAGGAAAGUGCGACAAGUACAAAGAGUUUAAGAGCCCCUUGAAGGCCAUAAUAUAUGAGAGUUUUACUGCGGAAGAGUUUGAAAGAAGGUGGCACGAGUGCAUUAAAAAAUACAAGUUGGAGAAGAAUGAGUGGUUGGAUGGCUUGUUUAAGGAGAGACAUAUGUGGAUUCCAGCUUAUAUGCGGGAGUAUUUCUGGGCGGGGAUGAAAACCACGCAACGUGUGGAGAGCAUAAACAGUUUCUUUGAUGCGUUUGUUAAUCGGAAAACCAGGUUGUGUGAAUUCCUUGUACGCUACACAAGGGCAAUGAAGAAGAGGGUUUCAGACGAGAACGAAGCCGACGCAAAGGCUACCAAAUACAUCAGACGCCUUGUGAGGGGGUUCAAACAUGAGAAAUUAUUUCAGAAGUUAUACACCGAUGCUAAGUUUCAGGAAAUUCAAAGUGAACUUACCCGAAUGAUGUACUGUUAUGAUGGUGAGGUAACUGUCAUUGAUGAAAGUACGACUCGGUAUGUGAUUGAUGAUAGGGUUUGGAUUGUACCGGAAGGUGAAAGCGAGGAAGUAAUCACUGAUCGACGAUGUAACUACUUUUUCAUCUUCAAUCAUGUGACAAAGGAGGUUUCAUGUGAUUGUAGAAGGUUUGAAGCUCAUGGCAUCCUAUGCAAGCACUGCAUACGUGUGUUGGAUAAGAACAAGGUGGUAAAGAUUCCCGACAAAUACAUCGUCGAUAGGUGGCGUAAAGAUAUUGUUCGGAAGCACACUAGAGUGAGGGUUGCGUACUAUGAUCCCACGCGGACCCCAGAAGUUAAGAAGUUCAACAACAUGAUGAAUGUGUUUGAGCCGAUAUGUGAUGAUGCUGCAGUUGCUGAUGAUGAAACAGUGGACAUAGUGGUGAAAGCAUUAUCUAAACUCCAUAGCGAAGUCAAGGAGAGGAGAAAGAAAUACAUGGAGUUAAUGGCUACAAAAAACCCACCGUCUAGUGAACCUCCACCCCAGUCAGAGAUAGACUCCAACAGUUCGUGUCCACCCCAGUCAGAGUUAGGUAUCCACAGUUCAUGUCAACCAUCUUCUUCUAAUGUACAGGCUACAAUUUUAGAUCCGCCAAUUAAGAAGCGACCUCGGGGCAGGACUAAAGGUUCCCGGAAUAAAUCAUAUUCUGAGACAGGUUAUAAACCACCUAAGACCAGGAAAACCAAGGGGGCGAAUCAGAAUGAUGAGUUGGGAGAGUUGCAGGACUUGGAUCCCAGUGAGGUUGAUGUUUGCAACACCCAAUAUGGUAGUGCUGAUGUAUGCAACUCCCAACAUGGUGAUAGUGUAAGCCUUGCUAAUGAUGCUGACUUGAUUUCGGUGAUGAAUUAUAUAAACAAGGGAAUGCCUGUUAUGGCCUCAACUUACUUAUUGGAUGUGUAUGAGGAUGACUGUGCUGGUAGCAUCUAG